This is a messenger RNA of Tricharina praecox, 1728 nucleotides long. RefSeq lists its product as uncharacterized. The record is from RefSeq and is a predicted model, not a curated record. Bases 150 to 1457 code for a protein of 435 amino acids. The transcript has 5 exons. Lineage: Eukaryota; Fungi; Ascomycota; Pezizomycetes; Pezizales; Pyronemataceae.
CAUCGAUAGUUCGAGUAUAAAGUGUUGUGAUCACCCAGGCCAACGCCAUCGACUGCAACAGCACCGUGAAACUCGCCGCGCAAUACCCCACCCCACUACCAAUACCCUUCGACCAACCACAGCCAACGGAUUAGCAGACGGAAGCAACCAUGGACGUCGCGUCGGGUCCAUCGCCAACGACAAACAGCACAAACCGCUCCCCCGCGCCCUUCCGCUUCCCAUCGACCUCGCUCCUCUUCACCGACACGAUUCUCCUCUUCCGCAACUUCGCCUACCUCCCCUACAUCAUCUUCCCUUUGAACACGUCCAACCCUCGCGGCGAGUUGUACCUCUGGUCGCCGGGGAACAUCUUCACUCUACUAGUCCACGUCAUUUUCGUCGCCGUCGGCAUUUUGGGGUUCGGAUUGAUACCACUAUGGUUGCAGUGGCCUGGCGCGAUGUGGUUGCUGUUUGCGGCGGGGUAUGGCGCGGUUGUGUGGGCGCUCGCAUGGAUACUUAACCAAGCGCCCGAGGGCGAGCUGAUCGAGAGCCAGCCCACGAUCGACGAGGUGCCCGGCGAGAAGUGGGUUUUCGUAAACGGCGUUAUGGCGGGGAGGUGGUGGGCGCAGAGCGCAAUCGAUGAGCUUCAGCGACGGUUCGGGCGGCCCAUAGACGCGAUUCACAACCGCACAUACGGCGUGGUGCUGGAUAUCUUUCAGUGCCUUAUUCAGCGCGACCUGGGACUCACCAGCGGCUGCGUCAGAAACACGUACAAGCAACUUCGGACCAAUCUCCUAAUGCGAGAUCCCAAGAACCGGGAGGAAUGGAGGUACAAGAAGGUCGUGGUCAUUGCGCAUAGUCAGGGAGCGUUGGUAACGUCGUUGGCAUUGGACAUGCUGUAUGCGGACGUGGCGGACGAAGUACUGCAGCGCCUUGAGGUCUACACCUUCGGUUGUGCAGCCAAUCACUUCAAUAACCCGCCAAACACGUACACGCCCAAGUCGGGUGGUAAGGCCAUUCGCUUCCCGACGAUCAAACACAUCGAGCACUACGGCAACGAAUACGACUUCGUCAGUCGCUUUGGCGUCCUCGCCUAUCAUCCAGGGCCGCGCGCCCGUCAAGACAACACGGAAGCUGACUUCCUCGAAUGGUCCCUCAGCGGCCGCCCACACGUCGCAGACGAUGCCUACCAUGGCUCGGGUAUGGAAGACAACCAGUUCGCGGGAAAACUGUUUAUGCGUCCUGGAAAAGGCGGACACCAGUUCGUGAUGCAUUAUCUGGACGAGAUGUUCAACGUCGGCGAAGAGGGGAAGCCCGUGUUUGUGCCCGUCAAUGCGACUGAGGAUGCCGCCGAUGGCAGGAGCGAUGCGAAAGGUGUACUCAUCGACGCGGGCCAGGAGGGAGUGAUCAAGAAGACGGAUUUGGAGGAAACUUCGAGGUUGUGGAGUUACCGCGGUGGCACGGUGCUGAAAGAUUGAACGAGUAGGCAGUGAUCUGUGCAUGAUGUCAAGUAUGAUACCCUGGAUUAUGGAGACGGCGGUUUUGGAGAUGCAACUAGAUUUCAUUGUUUCAAGAUGAGCUGGAGCGCACGGUUGUUGUCGUCUAGAUUUUAUUAUGUAACGCCUUGAAAGUGCUGACGAGCCGGAGAAUAAGCCGCUUGAGGGCAUGUGCAUUGCCCCGAUGGUUUCGUCUGCCGAUGACAACAUGACACGUGCAAGAAGCCAUUGCACGUGAGUCGGUUUCCAGCCG